Molecule: messenger RNA, 279 nt
Organism: Suillus subaureus
Lineage: Eukaryota; Fungi; Basidiomycota; Agaricomycetes; Boletales; Suillaceae
Exons: 3
Coding region: 1-279 (92 amino acids)
Source: RefSeq, a predicted model, not a curated record
AUGGAUGUGGAUGAGUCCACUGUGUCCCAGGCAUCACUAGAUCAAUCACCUCCAGCUCAAGCUGAUCAUCCAGGUUUUCUCAUCAAUCCAGACUUGUACCUCGGGCCUGAGGAUGAUAUCAUUGAUGUGGAUGAGUUGCUGGAUUCUGCCAAUCCUAAGAUUGAUGUUCUGGCUGCAUCAGAAGCAUCUAUGUCAUUGGAUGACACCUCUAACGAACUUCAGUCAGAGCAGCCAGAGCUCACUAACAAAGAUUUAUGUUUGAUGGCCUGGGAGUUCUGA